Molecule: messenger RNA, 3471 nt
Organism: Centrocercus urophasianus (Greater sage-grouse)
Lineage: Eukaryota; Metazoa; Chordata; Aves; Galliformes; Phasianidae
Gene: NOTUM
Product: notum, palmitoleoyl-protein carboxylesterase
Exons: 10
Molecular function (GO): hydrolase activity
Source: RefSeq, a predicted model, not a curated record
GCCGCGCCGCCUCCUGUUUGUUUGUCCGCAGCUACUACCUCAAAGAGUCGAAGGGCAGUCGGCGGUGGCUGCUGUUCCUGGAAGGGGGCUGGUACUGCUUCAACAGGGAGAACUGCGACACGCGCUACGACACCAUGCGGAGGCUGAUGAGCUCCAAGGAGUGGCCGGCGACCAGAGUGGGAACGGGGAUCCUGUCGUCACAGCCGGAGGAGAACCCCCACUGGUGGAACGCCAACAUGGUAUUCAUCCCGUAUUGCUCAAGUGAUGUUUGGAGCGGUGCCUCUUCCAAGUCUGAGAAAAACGAAUACGCCUUCAUGGGAGCGCUGAUCAUCCAGGAGGUCAUCAAGGAGCUCGUGGGAAAAGGUCUUAGCACUGCGAAAGUGCUGCUGCUGGCAGGGAGCAGUGCUGGAGGAACAGGAGUGCUGCUGAACGUGGAUCGUGUGGCAGAGCAGCUGGAGGAGAUGGGGUACCAAGGGAUCCAGGUGCGUGGCUUAGCAGACUCUGGGUGGUUCCUGGAUAACAAGCAGUACCGCAGAACUGACUGCAUCGAUACCAUCACGUGUGCUCCAACAGAAGCCAUCAGAAGGGGAAUAAGGUAUUGGAAUGGUAUUGUUCCUGAACGCUGUAAGCUGCAGUUUAAAGAGGGAGAAGAAUGGAAUUGUUUUUUUGGAUAUAAGAUUUACCCCACUCUUCGAUGUCCGGUCUUUGUUGUCCAGUGGCUGUUUGAUGAGGCCCAGCUUACUGUGGACAAUGUACACCUCACUGGCCAGCCUGUUCAGGAGGGGCAGUGGCUCUACAUUCAGAAUCUGGGCAGGGAGCUGAGGAACACCUUGAAGGACGUGACUGCUAGCUUUGCUCCUGCCUGUUUGUCUCAUGAGAUCAUUACACGCAACCAUUGGACGGACAUCCAGGUGAAGGGGACAUCAUUACCCCGCGCCCUGCACUGCUGGGAUCGGAGCCUACAUGAGAGCAACAAAAAUGGGAAGGCCCCUCUGAAAGGUUGCCCAAUUCAUCUGAUUGACAGCUGUCCAUGGCCCCACUGCAACCCCUCGUGCCCCACUAUCAGGGACCAGUUCACAGGGCAGGAGAUGAACGUGAUCCAGUUCCUCAUGCACAUGGGUUUUGACGUGCAGAAGAUGGCACAGCAACAGGGCCUGGAGCCCAGUAAACUCCUGGGGAUGCUCAGCAGUGGUAACUAGGAGGGGAUCUUGCCAGGGGCAGAGAGAUUAGAUCAGGAGGAGACUCGGAGCCCUUCUCCCACACUCUCUAAUCUUCCUUACGCUCAUGCAGGCUGGUGCACGCUCACCCCCACGCAGGCUGAAACCUGCACACCCCCAUUUGCUCCCACUCUCUUGCACACUUUGGAUGUUUUAAAAAAAAAAAAAAAAAAAAGCAAUUUCUUGCUCACACUGUUUGACUGGAACGUGUUACCUCCAAGCUCCAGGGCUCGGUCUUGGCCAUUCACAUCCUCUUCUGUGUUACACAAGGCAAUCUGACACAGCGAGUAGAGAAGCCAUAAACAUAGCACGAUGAGAACCUUCCCCAGAUCUAGGACUUUCUCCCUUGCCAUGAAUUUGACAACAUAGACUCGUACAAGUGGUGAAAAAAGCAAGCACUGGAUUUCUUUUGUCCAACUAGAAGUGAAGAAAUGAUUACAUGACUUCCUGGAGGCCAGCAUCUCAUCAUGUAUCGCAGUGCACAAACCAAGGACACGUGCUAGGGAUGGACACUCUUGUAAUCAACUUACUUUUGUCUUAUUUUAUAAAAUGACUUUUUUAUUACUUUUUUAAAACUAAGCAAGAAAUAUAAAUGAUAUUGUUUUGUAACAUAUUUUUUUUAAAAUAACGAAGAAACCUCUUGCUACUUUGGCAAUGUGGACAUAUUUAUUUUAAUAUGUAAAAUGCUAUUUAUAAGAGCUGACCAGAGAACCAUUCAUAUGUCUUUGUAAAGUUGUAUAUGCUGCUCAUUUGGAUGGGAUUUCCUUACGAUCACUGUGCCUGGCCGUGGGCUGAGAGUGGUGUUGUCAUUUUAUAAUAACGAGACUCUGGUGUUCCCCUCGCAGUUUGCUUUGUCGUUCCCUCUAAAGAAGAUUGUAGUGUAUGAAGAUGGAGAUUUUCACCCAGCAGCUGCUGUUUGCAUCCUUACACGGCAUUUUCAGCUUGAGGAUUGUGAUUUAUCAGCUAUUCCAGGGCAUUGCAUUUUAAGAUAUGUUUUUAUAGCAGUUAAGAAAGGUUUGGUUCAAGCGGGCCUGUCUCGAAAGGCAAAGUGUUUCCAACAUAAAAGCACAAGACAAGAAACAACGUAUUUCCAUUUGUGAACACACCUUCCUCUUUGAAAUGGGGAUGAGAGCAGGGGAGGGAUCAGAAGCGUGGCUGAAGCUGGAGGCAGCACGAGGCUGUUCCUCAGGGCAGGAAGAAGCUCAUGCAAAAGCUUCCCUCGGUGCUGGGUCAGCGCAGACAAAGCUGUGCGCAGAGCACAACUGCCAUCCUUCCUGCAGAGGACCUUAACACCUCCUUUGCUUUCACUUGCACUGUGGUAAUGGUUGCACAAUGCAUAAGCAACAGAACUUUAGGGCCUAACGUUAGAAAAAUUCCAUGUGCUUUCAAGAGAGAGCUUCCCAGGUUAAAGGCAGUGCUGCCUGCGAGCUCCAACCGUUCCCUUACUCUGUGCACUGCAGCAAAUGCACAGGCAGCACUGUGCUGGGGAGCAGUGCUGCUGUGCAAGAUGGGGCUUAAUGCACAGCUCAGCUGAAGUGCUAAGGAGAAAAUGAACGGUGCUCCCAGCAGAGCUGAAAUGCCAGAAAGCUAUCAGUGCAGUUUCCGUAUUAUUUGUGUAGGAAUUACUAACAUUUUGCAUGCUUUAAUAACGGAUGUAACGUUGUUCUGACUACACUUUUCGUGGCGCUAAACUGAGAGGCUUCUUCAGUACAGGGAAUGUUUGAAAGCAUGCAGACAGCAGGAUUCCUUUGAGGGCUGGAGUUGCUGAGGGUCGAUCAGUGCAGAGCUCUGGUAGCUGAGUAGCAGCCAGAACUGCUGCCAUGCACUUGUUCUUCUCUUGGGAGCAUCGAGGGAAGCUGCUGCAUCUGUCAGUUGCUCUCGAAUGGUUGUACACAAGCUGAUGCAUUUUGAUGGCAAGUGCCUGCUCUGUGUCCAGCCAUGUUUCUGCCAGGAAACGUAUAAAUAUGCAAUAUUUUCCACAGAGCUGGUUGCCUGUAUUUCUAAAACAUGAAUCCAAAGGCUAAUUUCUAAAUGGCAAGGAAUGUUCACAGGGGUUGUAUGACAUCUCUUUUUUUUCUUGCAAACAGGAAAAAAUUCCCUAGAAGUCAGCAAUCUCUAGUUUAGUGUGGCUCUGCAACAGUAUUUUGAAAGAUAUAACAGAGCAGAAGCCCUCAGAAAUACUGUUAAGGGGGGAAUUUAGCUAAUUUAUUAGAAAAAAUUAUAUGAUGUGGUUGCCAGCAGUAUCUGGUAACCA